Molecule: messenger RNA, 923 nt
Organism: Drosophila grimshawi
Lineage: Eukaryota; Metazoa; Arthropoda; Insecta; Diptera; Drosophilidae
Gene: Iyd
Product: iodotyrosine deiodinase 1
Exons: 2
Coding region: 1-861 (286 amino acids)
Molecular function (GO): oxidoreductase activity
Source: RefSeq, a predicted model, not a curated record
AUGGAAUCUUUUUGGAGCAGUUCGAAGUUGUUGAAACAUUGGCCAGGCUUUGUGCUUGGUUUGCUCCUUACUUUGACCAUUAAAUACUUGCAGAACUACAGAAAACGACGGCCGCAGGACAUGCUGAUAGAUGGGGCAGAGGAUGUUGCAGUUGAAUUUCCGCUCGCUGUUGAUAACGGCGCAGAAUUGCAGCCCGCCUUGGAGGAGAAACCACAUGUGCCCUUUGUGCCAGGCCAUAAUCUCAAUCCGGAUGGUGCCAGGCGUUUCUACGAACUGGUGCGCGAUCGUCGCAGUGUUCGCGCCUUUAAUGCGACCCUAAAGCCACCUAUCGAAGUAUUGGAGGAUUGCAUACGCUCAGCUGGAACGGCACCAAGUGGUGCUCACACCGAGCCCUGGACAUUUUGUGUGGUUGAGCAGUUGGCACUGCGACAGGCGGUGCGGGAGAUUGUGGAGCACGAGGAACACAUCAACUAUAGCGCACGCAUGCAGAAACAGUGGGUGACGGAUCUGCGACCGUUGCAGACAAAUGCAUACAAGCCAUAUUUAACGGAUGCGCCAUAUCUCGUGCUGAUCUUUAAGCAGACGCAUGGAACGACGACGGAUGGUCGCAAGAAGCAGCACUACUACAAUGAGAUCUCCACGUCCAUUGCUGCCGGCAUACUGCUCUGUGCCUUACAAGCGGCCGGACUCUGCUCUCUGGUGACCACGCCCCUGAAUUGUGGUCCUGCCCUGCGUCGACUGCUCGACCGGCCGCCCAAUGAGAAACUGUUAAUUUUGCUUGCUGUGGGUUAUGCGGCGGAGGAUUGCAAAGUGCCGGAUCUGGAACGGAAAGCGCUUCAGCAGAUUAUGGUGAAAUAUUAAGUGGGUUUCUAGUUACACAAAGCAGCAAAAAUAAAAAUAUUCUAAUUCAGUUAUCAAUUAUA